Molecule: messenger RNA, 1623 nt
Organism: Astyanax mexicanus (Mexican tetra)
Lineage: Eukaryota; Metazoa; Chordata; Actinopteri; Characiformes; Acestrorhamphidae
Gene: crdh
Product: retinol-DH_like_SDR_c domain-containing protein
Exons: 7
Coding region: 102-1115 (337 amino acids)
Source: RefSeq, a predicted model, not a curated record
GUUCUAGACUGCAGCGCAGAAGUCACUUUAAAUGAGCAGGCUAGAGGUAGGCAGUGAGCUCUGGUGGAGGACAGCACAGACAGUUCCUCUCAGCAGAUGACAUGAAUCUUUAUCUCUCUGCUGCUCAGCUAUGGGAAGAACUGAAAUCGAAUCAUUUGGCCAAAUACGGGGCAGUUACUGCAGCUACAGCAAUUAGUUUGGUUCUGCUGAGAAAGUGGAUUGCUGGUGGAGUAUGCCACAGCCAUGUGCGAUUAGAUGGGAGGACAGUGGUCAUCACUGGUGCCAACACUGGCAUUGGAAAAGAGACAGCCCGGGACCUGGCUAAAAGAGGAGCUCGAGUUGUGAUGGCAUGCCGAGACCUCACCAGAGCGGAGAAGGCUGCAGCAGAGAUACGUCGUUCCACAGGAAAUGGCAACGUGGUGGUCCGACAUUUAGAUUUGGCUUCCUUCUUCUCAGUCCGUCAGUUUGCACAUGAAUAUAUUUCCACAGAAGACCGACUGGACAUACUCAUCAACAACGCUGGAGUGAUGAUGUGCCCCCACAGUCUCACAGAGGAUGGGUAUGAAACUCAGUUUGCUGUCAAUCAUCUGGGCCAUUUCCUUCUGACUGUUUUGCUCCUGGACAUGCUGAAGAACUCGACCCCUAGCCGUAUCAUCAAUGUGUCCAGCAUUGCUCAUAAAGGGGGAAAGAUCCAUUUUGAUGACCUUAACUUCAACAAAACACCAUAUAAUUCCUUGAUCAGUUACAGGCAGAGCAAACUAGCCAACGUUCUGUUCACCAGAGAGCUCUCACGGCGGAUCAAAGGGUCUGGAGUAACAGCCUUUUCCGUGCACCCUGGAGUGAUCCGCACUGAGCUGGGCCGAUAUGUGGAGAUGCGCCAUCCUGUGGUCAGUACCCUGCUGUCCCUUCCUGCCAUCCUCCUCAUGAAGACCCCGAAGCAGGGAGCUCAGACUACCAUUUACUGCACCAUCACUGAGGGACUGGAAAAAUACAAUGGCUGUUACUUUAGUGACUGCCGGAUGAUGGAGCCAGCGCUGGAGGCUAAAGAUGACCUUGCUGCCAUGAGGCUGUGGGAUGUGAGCGCUAAGCUGGUGGGCUACAAAGAAGAGAACUAAUCCCAGGCAACAUCCCAAACCAGUGAUGUGAUCUUCCACCACCAGUACAUGCCUACAGCAGAAUGAUCAGAGCUCCUGCUGAAAAUCAGUCUGCUCUGUGCCUGCUUUAUUAAUACAUCUUUACAUGCUUUUGUCACAACAGAUUUCAUACAUUUUAUAAAACACUGGAAAUGGAAAAUAAGUAAUGAAGAAAAUGGUCAUUUGUAACAUAUCAUAUAGAACACUUGUGUACCUAAACUUUAGAAUCAUUUUAAAUUAAUUUGUUUAGAUCUGAAAUUACUGUCACUUUUUCAUGAUAAAAUUGCAUUUUUUCACUUCACUACCUGAUGAACAUUAUCUUUUUUUGUCACCGUUAAAACUGAUUUCAGCCUAUCCUUAUAUCUUUACGUGUGACCGAGUAGUUUGGCUAAAAUUUGUAUAAAUUACUUUAGCUCUGGUUAGCUGUUGUCAUUACUGUGUAAUUAAUAGUGAUAUUACUAUGGCAAAGAUGAAUAAAAAAUAAACAUGA